AUGGCGCCGCGGCGCACGAGCAUGGGCCGGCAGAAGAUCGAGAUCCGCCGCAUCGAGAGCGAGGAGGCGCGUCAGGUGUGCUUCUCCAAGCGCCGCGCCGGGCUGUUCAAGAAGGCCAGCGAGCUGGCGAUCCUGUGCGGCGCGGAGGUGGCCGCCGUCGUCUUCUCCCCGGCAGGCAAGGCAUUCUCCUUCGGCCACCCCUCCGUCGAGGCCAUCCUCGAGCGCUUUGCUCCGACCGGUGGGGCAGCGGCGGCGGCCGGAGGAGGAGGAGGAGGAGGAGAAGACAGCAGGCAGCUGGCGGAGCUGAACCGCCAGGUCGGGGAGCUGAGUGCGCAGCUGGACGCGCAGAAGGCGCGGAAGGAGCGCGCGGAGGCGGCCAUGGCCAAGGAGCGCUCCGCGGCGAGCCCCGUGGCGGCGUGGCUGGAGGCCGACGUCCGCGACAUGGGCGAGGAGGAGCUGAUGGCGUUCGCGGCGGCGCUGGCGGAGGUGCAGGACGCCGUCGCCGCGCGCGCCAACCAGGUGCUGCAGGACGCACUCAACCACGGCCGCGCCAUGCAGGCCAGGGUCCGCUCCUCCAACAACAACAACAACAACCAGGUGCAGCAGUUCCUCGUCAGCAACAGCGCCGUUGGGUUUGAUCAGUUCGGCGCAGGCAACGCCAGCAGCAACGACGGAGAGAUGGACAUGCAGAUGCAGCAGAUGAUGAUGAUGGCCAUGGCGCCGCUGCCGCCGGGGUUAGCCGGUGCCGGCAUGGAGACGAUGCUGCUGCAGCAGGGGUUGGGGUUCGGCUUACCCGGCCCCUACUGA
Messenger RNA from Lolium rigidum, 807 nucleotides. Its product is annotated as agamous-like MADS-box protein AGL61. NCBI's taxonomy places the organism in Eukaryota, Viridiplantae, Streptophyta, Magnoliopsida, Poales, Poaceae. The coding region runs from base 1 to 807 and encodes 268 amino acids. The record is from RefSeq and is a predicted model, not a curated record. Gene Ontology annotation, molecular function: DNA-binding transcription factor activity, RNA polymerase II-specific; protein dimerization activity; RNA polymerase II cis-regulatory region sequence-specific DNA binding. The transcript has a single exon. Gene Ontology annotation, biological process: positive regulation of transcription by RNA polymerase II.